AACCGAAACCACUGCACAUUACUUUCAUCAAACUUCUGAUUUGUACCCCUUUUACGUAAAGAUAGCUGUGUGUAUCUUUUUGGUCUUUGCUGGGUUGAAAGUUUGUGGAUUGGCCUUUUCGAUUUUAGUUGAAGGCUUCGAGGAUUAUUUCUGCCGGGAGGAAAUAAGCGUUUAUUGAAUCCUGCAAAAAUGACAAAUUCUACGUGAUUUCUAACUUGGGAUUUGCUGAUUGGAUGCAGGAGGGGUGCCUGCAAAAAUGACAAAUACUUGAUUUCCAACCUGGGAUUCACUAAUUAGAUGCAGCAGGGUUGGUAAUUUUCAAAAUAUUCUCAGGGUUUUCAUAAUCGGGGAAACAUUGCUCAGGAGUUGUUAUUGAUAGGGUAACUGAAGCUGCAGGUGCUGCAAGAUAAAGGGGGAGCGUUGAUCGAGGUUUCUGUAACCAACUAUGGAAAAACAAAAGGGUGAGGAUUGGAGGGAGAUGGUGAGAAAUAUGCUUCCUCCAGGGGUUCCCCUCCCGUCAGAGGAUGCUAAUCUAGAUUACUCUAUAGCUCUGGAGUACAAAGGUCCCCCAAUAUUGUAUGACCUUCCAAAGGUGGAGCCCAUCGAUACAAACUGUAAUGCAAUUCCGAGAGCAUCUGGAGCAGAAUCUCAUUCAGAUUCCAGGAGAUCAAUGGCCCAUGAUGUCCUUGACCCAAUCCCUCUUCCGGUCUCUUGUAUUGCCGGUGUCACCAGUCCACGCAUUCAGAGUCCUAGGGUGUCAAGAAGCUCCGAGUCCCAGGUGUCUGUCCUGAGUCCUGGAUCAUCAUCUGGUUCGCUCUCGGCAUCUCCUGCUUCGGCACACAACCCUGCAGAAGAUGCUCGGAUACCUGUGGUCAAUCAGGGGAAGAGAGCUCCAGUCGUGACUUUCAAUACUGUUGAUAGAUCCGUGAAGAAAAUGGAGGACCGGGCUUUUAAUGAGUAUGUUGGAGUUUCCAAAGAAAACAAAAAGAAGAAAACAAGACUGUGUUGCAGGUGUGGAAAAGCAAAGUGGGAAACCAAGGAGCCCUGUUUGGUUUGUGAUGCAAAGUAUUGCAGCAGUUGUGUGCUUAGAGCUAUGGGUUCGAUGCCCGAGGGGCGAAAAUGUGUUUCAUGCAUUGGCGAGCCAAUUGAUGAGUCCAAGCGGUCUAAGCUGGGAAAACACUCCAGAGUGUUGUCACGUUUACUUAAUCCUUUGGAAGUUAAGCAAAUAAUGAAAGCUGAGAAAGAGUGUGCUGCUAAUCAGCUUAGACCAGAGCAGUUGAUUGUUAAUCGGUUCCCUUUGAAAUCAGAAGAGAUGGCAGAACUAUUUGGAUGCCCUUUACCUCCUCGAAAGUUAAAGCCCGGUAGAUAUUGGUAUGACAAAGAAUCUGGUCUUUGGGGAAAGGAGGGAGAAAAACCUGAUAGAAUUGUGUCUUCAAACCUGAGUUUCACUGGGAAGCUUAGUCCUGACGCAAGCAAUGGGAACACAGAGGUCUACAUGAAUGGCCGGGAGAUAACAAAACGCGAACUCAGAGUUUUGACGCUUGCGAAUGUGCAAUGUCCCCGUGACACCCACUUUUGGGUAUAUGAUGAUGGCCGCUAUGAGGAAGAAGGACAAAAUAAUAUUAGAGGAAAUAUAUGGGAAAAGGCAUCAACACGGUUCCUCUGUACAUUACUUUCCCUUCCUAUACCCAAUGGUCAGUCACAUAGUCAAAAGGAUGAACCAAGCACAUAUACCUCUGUUCCAAAUUAUUUGGAGCAGAAAGGAGUUCAGAAACUUCUAUUACUUGGACUUGGAGGCUCUGGAACCAGCACCAUAUUCAAACAGGCCAAAUAUUUGUAUGGGAACAAGUUUAGUGCUGGAGAGCUGCAAGAUAUUAAGCUCAUGAUUCAAAGCAAUAUGUACAAGUAUCUAAGCAUUCUCCUUGAUGGACGGGAACAUUUUGAAGAGAAGGCUUUUUCGAAACUAAACGAAGGCGGAGUUGACUCAUGGGAAUGUAACCAAUGUGUAUAUUCUCUAAACCCAAAGCUGAAGCAUUUUUCUGAUUGGCUGUUGGAUAUCAUAGCCACUGGAGAUUUAGAUUCUUUUUUCCCUGCAGCAACUCGUGAAUAUGCCCCCCUAGUUGAGGAGGUGUGGAAGGAUCCAGCCAUACAGGAAACAUACAAGAGGAAAGAUGAACUUCCCUUCCUUCCAGAUGUUACCGGUUAUUUCUUAAGCAAGGCUGUUGAGCUAUCAAGCAAUGAGUAUGAACCUACAGAGCAUGACAUAUUGUAUGCUGAAGGGAUUACCCAGGGUAAUGGCUUAGCCUUCAUGGAAUUCUCAUUGGAGGAACGUAGCCCAAUGUCUGAAAUCUAUGCAGACAAUCUUGAAUCUCUUCCACCGCCUCUGACUAGGUACCAACUUAUAAGGGUAAAUGGCAAGGGAAUGAAUGAAGGGUGGAAGUGGGUAGAGAUGUUUGAAGAUGUGAGAGUGGUUAUCUUCUGUGUUGCUUUGAGUGAUUAUGAUCAGAUAUGUGUUGCCCCAGAUAACAAUGGUAAUGGAAAGCUAUUGCAAAACAAGAUGAUGCAAAGCAAGGAACUAUUCGAAGCAAUGAUACGUCAUCCUUGUUUCAAAAACACCCCUUUUGUAUUGUUGUUGAAUAAGUAUGAUCUAUUCGAAGAGAAGAUGACGCGAGUGCCUUUGGGUACUUGCGAGUGGUUUGCUGAUUUUAGCCCUGUGCAAGCUAAUAACAAUCAAGCACUAGCGCAACAAGGCUACUACUACAUUGCGAUGAAGUUCAAAGACCUCUAUGCAUCCCUCACAGAUAGAAAACUCUUUGUCUGGCAAUUGCAAGCAAGAGAGAGAGAGACAGUUAGCGAAUCAUUCAAGUUUGUAAGAGAGGUAAUCAAAUGGGACGAGGAGAAGGAGGAUAAUUAUAUUGGUGGGGUUGAUGAUUCAUUCUAUAGCACAACCGAUGUUAGCUCGUCUCCUCUUAUCAGGCAAGAGUGAAGAAAUCAUUGGUAGGUACUGUGGGGUUGGUUUGCAUUUUGUACAUAAGCAGGUAUAGAUAAUAAUGAAAUGAAACCAACUGUCUCAAAAUUCGUUUCCCAUCGGAUCUAGUUGUCUUGAAGUUCGUGCUUAAGCCUAUGUUCAUUGCACAGCAUUUAAAAAUGUAUCAUCCAGAGUAUUAUCCUCAGACUUUUAUUUAUGGAUAUUGAAGUGUGAGAUUCUUACGAUCUGGAAGGCGUGAUGAUGAUCCUGCAGAGCCUGUUUUCUACACGGUCCGGUGUUGUCUCUACAUAAUUUAAACGAAUAGUUUUGUUGAAACUUCUUGUAUCUUCAUAUCUUGUGGUGCUAGAUAUGGAGAUUGGGAAGUGCUCUCCUCAAGAACAAUAGGAAUUGUGAAAAUCCUACGGGUAGAAAUAUAUAAUCGUGUUGUGA
Cuscuta campestris is the source of this 3418-nucleotide messenger RNA. Lineage: Eukaryota; Viridiplantae; Streptophyta; Magnoliopsida; Solanales; Convolvulaceae. The record is from the annotation of a GenBank genome assembly.